UCUUUUUGCAGUGUGCUUCUAAUGUCGGCCAUCGCGCCAUUAAAUUUGGAUGCUUGACAUUUCGAUACGUCAUAAGUUGUUUGUUAUCGGUUCCUGCCGCCGUUUGUGUACAUUUUGCUUGUUGUUAAUUUCUUCACUCAUACUCUUCAAAAAUGAGUGUCGAAUUAGGGAAUGGGUUUAGGGUCGCUACCCCGGAGAAUAUUCCACUGAUCACCAGUGAAAUGGUUUUCACAUUCAUCACAAAAUUGGCUCAAGCAAACGCGUCCGCUGCAUCCCUGGCGGAUGUUGGCGAUUUCGUGGUAGAAAGUGUCCAAAUCCGUCGUCGAGGCAUUUGCAUUAUAAAAGGCACAAUCGGGGCGCCUGGUGCUGAGGAAAAAGCCAAGAACAACACGGCGCUUCACAUAAACGAAAAGAAACCGGAAGUUGUCUCGGCACUUUGUGAGGAAUGCCCGGCGAGUGAUAGUGGCAGCUGCCCACACGGAAUCGCCUUCCUCUUCUGGAUGCACCGGAAGAGCGUCGACUGCAAAACCCCAAAAGAAAAUGAUGUGUGGUCUCCGGAGGCAGAAGUGGACAUCGGUGUCGCCCAAAUCAAAGACCUUUACUAUCCGGAAACGGCCGAAUACAUCGACGAAUCCGACAUUGUAACUGAGGAGAAGGGGGAAGAGUUCCUAAACGAACUCCUCGAUCAGAUGGAGAAGAAUCUGAUGGUCGACAGCGAUUUCUACCGCCACUGCAAAACAGUUAUUGAGGAGUUCGAGCCAAUCUACAUCCACCACACGAUGCUCGACGUGGCCCGCUACAAAGUCACGAACUACAAGAGCUUCCUCUUCCACAUGGAAGGUAUCAGCAAAUCGGGUCUAUUCGAACGUUUGCAGCGGGAAACGGUGGACAGCUACAAAUCCCGGAUGUGGAUGGAAGCUCAGUAUUGUCGCAUUCGCUGCUCCCUUGUCUACCAAAUCAUCACUCGCAAAGACCAAAGCGAGGACGAGGAGAUUCUCAACAUGAUUUUCGGACAAGGACGUGAUGCUCGCAUCGAGGAUCGUCAGAUACUGAAGGCGAACAAGCGGCAAAUGCUGAAGCAGACAGUGAAGUUGCACAAUAAACCGUACGAGGAAUGCGGUCUACUCCUGAGCUCCUUAUAUCCGUACUUAUGUGCCUCCCCCGACGCCAUCAGCGAUGACUUCAUUAUCGAGAUCAAAUCGCCCAAGACAGAUGAAGAGUUCGAGGCGUACCUGGAAGGGUCUGGCACGAUUUCGCCCAAGUACAUGGCCCAGAUUCAAAUGCAAAUGUACAUUGCCAAUGUCCAGAAAGCCUUGUACUGCGUGUUGAGUCCCUCGUUCGAGACGACCGGCGCGUUGCAUUUUGUAUGGAUUGCGGCCGAUCCACAGCAGGCCUACUCGCUUGUGAGCGUUGUCGAGGAUUACUGGAAGAAUGUCGUGUUCCCAAGAAUUUUGAAUAUUUAUGGUGAGGAAUAAAAUGGAUUUAGCUUUUGUAGAGGAAAUUA
Molecule: messenger RNA, 1504 nt
Organism: Hermetia illucens (black soldier fly)
Lineage: Eukaryota; Metazoa; Arthropoda; Insecta; Diptera; Stratiomyidae
Exons: 3
Coding region: 153-1475 (440 amino acids)
Source: RefSeq, a predicted model, not a curated record